Molecule: messenger RNA, 1483 nt
Organism: Saccostrea cuccullata (small rock oyster)
Lineage: Eukaryota; Metazoa; Mollusca; Bivalvia; Ostreida; Ostreidae
Product: multiple epidermal growth factor-like domains protein 10
Exons: 5
Molecular function (GO): scavenger receptor activity
Source: RefSeq, a predicted model, not a curated record
AUGCAAAGUAUAUGUGAGAGAACUACCUGUAUAGUGACACAGAGUUCUGUAAGAAAUGGCUUAUCGGCAGAAAAAGUUAUUGACGGUAUUACGGAUCAAAAGGAAGGAAAUUGUUCACAUACGGCUGAAGGUCAAUCAGUGGCAUGGGUCAUGGUGGACUUAGGAAGACAAUAUAAGAUAAAAAACAUAACAAUCUAUUACAGAUUUGAAGGAUCCCGUGAAAACGACUGGAAACCUUACCGAUUUCGAAAAUAUAGAUUAGAAGUAUCAAAUUCUUCUGGUCCUACACAGUCAUGGAUUGAAUGUUACAAAGACAACACACCGGAUACUCUUACACCUGAAAGCAUACAGUAUGUUCCAUGUGAAGAAACAGCAAGGUACAUCAGAAUUAUAACAACCUAUGAUGCCCCUGAGGAUGAUAAGAUCAGAAUCUCCGGUGCUAUACUUGAAAUAUGUGAAAUUAAAAUAUACGGAGUUGUCACAUGCAGUCCCCAUUGUGUAGACAUGCAAUGUGAUGGAAAUGGUACGUGCACUCGAGGAUGUAAUCAAGGCUAUUGGGGAGGUACGUGUGAGAAAAAGUGUCCGUCGACAUGUCCAAUGAACGUUUGCAAUAUAAAUACUGGAUUUUGCGAUUCCUGCAGCAAUGGGCACUAUGGGGAUACAUGUGAAAAGAUUUGUUCGUCGACGUGUUUGGAAAGGAAAUGUAUUAAACAAACUGGAAUCUGUUCAAGUGGAUGUGUUCCGGGAUAUUAUGGAUAUUUCUAUAGUGACUGCACAUUAGCUUGUGGUAACUGCAGCACUAGCACUUGUGAUCGAAAUACUGGAAAUUGCCAGACCUGUAAUACAGGCUAUUACGGAGCAAAAUGCGAUAUACAUUGUAGAAAUGCUUGCUUUAAUAAAGAAUGCAGCCAAAAUAAUGGAAGUUGUAGUAAUGGAUGCAACAGUGGUCUUUAUGGUUUAUUUUGUGAUAAGUUAUGCAAUAAAAACUGUAGACAAUUCAACUGCAGUCAAAAUGGUACUUGUAUUAAUGGAUGUAAACCAAACUGGAGCGGUGAUACAUGCAACAGAUGUGAUUCAACUCAUUUUGGAACUAAUUGCUCACAAGUGUGCAAUGUUAAUUGUAUCAAUCAGGCAUGCAACAAUGUGACUGGUGUUUGCACUGUUGGGUGUAAGAGUGGAUUUUAUUCACAAAAAUGUGAACAGAGAUGCAGUGCUUCAUGCCAAUCAAAUUGCAACAGAAACUCGGGGAGUUGUGAAGGAGAAUGUCCAGCUGGUAAAUAUGGCGAUCGAUGUGAACAGACCUGUCAUCAAAAUUGCAAAAAGGUUUGCAGUAAAAGCAGUGGUUUGUGUACUUCUGGGUGUAUUGACGGGAAAUUUGGAGCUGACUGUCUGCAAACCUGCAGUGGUGGGUGUAUUUCCGGUUGUAACCAAGACGAUGGAAGUUGUACUUGUAAGAUAGGAUGGAAAGGUCGAUACUGUGAUG